This is a messenger RNA of Zophobas morio, 8838 nucleotides long. RefSeq names its product protein unc-79 homolog (gene unc79). Gene Ontology annotation, molecular function: protein binding. The coding region runs from base 697 to 8736 and encodes 2679 amino acids. The transcript is spliced from 31 exons. NCBI's taxonomy places the organism in Eukaryota, Metazoa, Arthropoda, Insecta, Coleoptera, Tenebrionidae. The record is from RefSeq and is a predicted model, not a curated record.
AGGAUAACUAGCUGUUUUUCUUUUGAUUUUGCACUAAUCGUUGUCGAAAUUUGUGUGACACCUUUUCUCUUCUUCUAUGAAAAAUUGUUGUUGGUCAUAUUUGCUUACGGAGCUGAAGCAUAACUGAUUGAUGUAAUUAUUGUUUUACCACUGUUGAGACCAACUGGAUAUAUGUAUAGUACAAGGGGAGGUAGAAGAAGUGUUUAUUUGGGUUUUGUUCAUUUCAAUGUUUCAAACGAGUAGUUCAUCAAGUGCUAGAUUGUAUGUGUUGUUGACAGGUUUUGGUUUUAGUUUUAAGUAAAUUCGUGUUUUAAAGUAGCUCUCAAAUAGUGCCGGAUUCGGUUAAAGGCGCAACUCUGGGAGAGAACCUAUUGAUGAAGAUAUAUCGAUUGGUUGCGAACUAAGACCGCUGAUGUUCAGUGCUUCUCCUCAAAUUUAGACUGAUGUUCACGACAGAUCUAUUAAAUAUGCGCUCUUAUAUAAAUAUGCGAUGUAAGUGCUAAUUGUAAGUAGCAAUCGUAUUUUUAGCGCGCGCGAGUGUCGGGUGUCAGGAUGCUAUCGAUCUCCUAUAGGAGAGGAUGCUGGGAUUGCUGGGGCCUAGCCACGUGUCUAUGUCCCUCUGUUCUUGUAGAAUCCUUCAGUUGUCCCUUAUUUUCUACCACUAUUGAUUUGUAAUGGGAUAACGAAGCUGCCCCCAUGUUGAAGAUUCCCGCACGUUUUAAACAAUGUGACCUCAGUGUUUCCCUUGCGUUUGAUUAUUGUGACUGCAUUGUCAACAUGGGUACUCGUGCUGCUGCAUUUACAGCCAAAAUACGCAGCUUAUAUGACUACCAACUGCGUCUCAUGCAGGGCGUUAUGCCUCCUCCUUCGGGGGUUGACAUAGCAAACACCAUCAAAUAUUUCUCACAAACGCUCCUAACCGUUCUCAAAGAUGUACCCAACUCGCCUUUCGAUCUCUUGAAGAAUCCAGAUAUGGAUUCGAUCCGCAUGGGACUUUUCCCGAGCUUAGACUACAAAGGACUCUACAAUUCACUCAUUCCUUUAAUCGAAGUUGCACCACUCAUCCAAUACGGAAUUCACUCCUUCGGACAAGCUACUCUCCAAUGCCUCGGAUGUCUCUUGCCUUUCUUAGAACAUGAUUUGAUCGAUAAUUUGCCUUACUUGACAGCAUCGUCGAUAGCAGUCCUACCCAGCAGUCUCCAUCAAGACAUCGUCAACUCCUUGUGUUUCUACAUUCUUCCUUUCACUAUACCUCGACACAACGACAAGGACCAAGAGAUCUGUCAGUCCGUGUCCGCAGUCAUCAUGAUGGUGUUUCAAUACUCGGGAAACCCUGCCCACCACUGUCAACUCCUCGAAUGCCUGAUGACCCUCAAGCAGAACAUUUUGAAGGAUAUUUUGAGUGUGAUAGCUUACGGAACAUCAACAGCACGAUCCUCCGCAGCCAGACUUCUGUUUUAUUAUUGGCCUACGUUUAAUGCUAAUUUAUUCGAUCGCAAGAACCUUAUUUGUAAAUUCGCAGAUCCAACGCCUUUCGUUUGCCAGAGAGACAUGUGCCCGAACGCAGGAAACGCUGAAGCCGCCAAAGUUUGUUACGACCAUUGCAUCUCCAUCACCUUCGCCAACGACACCCCACCCCCUCUUUAUUUGUGCAUCGAAUGUGCAAACGAAAUCCAUCGAGAACACCCCAACCAGAUGUUUUUCGAUAUUCUGCAUCCUAUGCAACAGGUGUCUAUGAUUUGUGAGAACAAAAAUUGUCGGUCGACGGACAAAUCCGCCAUUUCGAUAUGUUUUUCGACUGAAUGUGCUAGUUACAAUGGUAAUCAUCCGAUUAGAUACUGCGAGCAGUGCCACAAUAAUCGCCAUAAUAACAGAAGAGGAGGCGACCACGUUGUUCACAGGAGCUUACCACCCACGUGGAGUAUGGAUGCAGAGAUGCAAACGUACAUGGUGGAGGCGAUUGUGAGUUUGUUAAAAGAGGCAAAAAUCCCGACGGUAGAAACAAAGGAAAACGUGGAGGGUAAAGCUCCGAUACCGGCUGUUGAUAACAUAACGGUAGAGGAAAGACAGCUUUUAGGUAGAUAUGGUGUUUGGUUGUUGGUGGGGAGAUGUACCCCAACAGACAAUACACCUACAGAAGUAUUAGGGCGGCUUUUAGCAAUGCUUUUCCAUUGGUUUCAUAUGACUGCAUAUUCAUAUGAUGGUAAAAUGAGUGUCGUUCAAAAUCUAUGUAACUACUAUCUUGCAUUUUGUACAGGCCAGGAAGAAAGUACCUUAGAGAAAUUAAAGACUGAAAAUGUAUGUGGUUGGCUGAGAGAUAUCAGCAAAACCCACUAUAAACUUUUUAUUUCGUGUCUUUUACCCCAUCCUCCUGAGUACGCCCGGAUUGGAGGGCACUGGGAUACUUUAGCCUCACGAACGUCACAUCUUAAAGAUGGUCUCAAUCGCCUAUUUUGCCUAGUACCCUACGAAGUAAUAACGCAAGAAAUAUGGGAUUAUGUAAUGCCGCACUGGAUGGAAGCCAUCGUUAACGACGUCCCCGAAAAAGAACUCACAGAACUCCGAAUCAUCCUCAGCAAAAUCCUCGACACUGACAUGAGCCCUUUGGGUUUCGACGCGAAAAAGAUGUACCAGUUCGUCGCGGGAAGAUUCCAGAAGACCAGCGCCAAAGUCCAAGAGCAAGCCUUGCACUGGUUACAAACCCUAACCAUGCUAGAAAUCAUCAUUCCUCUACAUCUUCUCUUCGCGAUCUUCGGCGACGGCGUCACGUACAUGAAAGGAGGAACGGACGAAAACGCCGAAAAAGCCAUCCAAUAUCACGAACAUCUCGAAGUAAAUGAGGGACCAAAACGUGGCUCAAUUUCACCUGUAAUCGAAGACUGCGAUUCAGUCAAGACAUCAUUUUCAGAUGACGAAAACCGUUUUUCACAACAACCCGAAUUCGAAACAGACGCAGAGCAUAACCUUUUUUGUUGCAUACUCAUGUUGGACAUCUUACUUAAGCAAAUGGAACUGCAAGACAUCGACAAGCACACGGGAUUGAACUCUUCGCUAUGUAAAGACGUCUGCUGGCUCUUGAAAUGUAUGAUCACCGCCGCCUGGAUCGGGAACCACACCUGCACUUCGAAGUCGGAAUGCAGCUACUGCGAGUCCAGCAUUAUGUGGCACCAGCUCUCGCUCCAGCUCAUCAAGUACCUUUCGCCUAUAUACCCGGCGCAUCCACCAGAUCCACCCCUAGAAGACACCUGGGACGAGCACAGCCGGAAGAGCCCACCAGAGAGCGAUAAGAAAGAAUCAAAAUCUGAUGUAGUUCUCAACAUGCCCAUUCCAGAAGUGCAUUCUGUAGGAGGAGUUCUAGUUCAUAUGCCACACGUGUGUUCUAUAAUGACCGCCACAGUGGAGACGGUCUCCGAGCAACUUGACCUUGCCGCCAUUAUACCCGCAGAGAAGGUCGUCUCGGCUGUUGCUAGGGCCAUCACUCUGUCCGAAACGGAUGUCGCGACGGCCACAGCGCAGAUUGCCAAACCCCAAGUCAUCGGCGAAAACGACGAGCCCGUGGAACCCGAGCCCGGCGACGACUUGGACAACUUCUGGCAAACUUCGGUCGGUAAAUUCAAGUUUAAUGUAGACGACCUUCCACAACCCCUACAGUAUAUUCAUCAACUCCUCCAAGAGCUACCAAAAGUGGAUAAACCGGAUAUCUUGUACUAUAUGCUACAGUGCCUCAACAUCUUGAUUCUGCACGGUGACGCGUGCACGAAGGCGUCGAAGGAACACAGAGGGUUUUUUAUCUGGUGCCAAGAAAAUCUCCUGAUUAAAAAUUUGUGGGAGUUGUGUAAUUCGGAACACUCCCAUAUUUGUCAGGAGGCAGUUCCUUUGUUGCUACAUUGUAUAACCCUUCCAGCAGGAUCAGAUGUAUUCUGGCGAGUGAUUCAAGAGGCCUUUCAUAGUAAUGAGUGGUGUGUACGAUAUACAGCUGUCGAGAGAGUUACGGUGAUUGCUAGGUUUAUGGAUUCGAGUCCUUUACGCAAUAUUUUACCGUUGCAAGCCGCUCUCGCCAACGCCUUCUGUUAUUUGAUUUCGAGUAUGGAUGACACGAAUAUAUAUGUCGCGCAAAGAGCUACGUUGUACCUCGGUACUAUUCAUGAUUUUGCGAUCAAGUCUUUGAUUAUGUGUUUAGAAACGCAAUUUGAUACCGUCAUAGUUGAUAGACCCAUGGUGCUACAAUCUCUCUACCAGUUACAUAAUUCUUUAAGUGAACGAAAAAUUUUGACUUGGGAAUUUUUUCUAAACCGUUUUGAUACCCUGUUUCUAGAAGCCCAAAUAAAUUUAGAAAAAACUGGAGAUAUUUCUUGUCUGCGGGAUUUACGCAAUACUGACCUAAACAGUGAAACUUUUCUCAGAAAGUUGCACCGAGCUCACGAAGCUCUGUCACAAUCAGAUGGCAGUGCUGCCAGUUCUGUUAAAACUUUAAGUGCUAGUUUUGGAACAAAAUGGCCUUAUAAACGUACAAUGUCGGCGCCGGCGUCUAUUAUACCCAGACACGAAAAUAAAGUUAUUACAGAAACAAAAGAGAAGGUAUACAGUCGUCAAUAUUCCGCACCUAUAUUAAAGAGGAAAAGUUCUCGUUUUGGAAUCGGUCAGUUUUUAGGCACUAGUAACAGCAUUCCAGAUGGACACAUGCAUUCGCUCAAUAUGGCUGACGAUCCCAAUAUAUUGAAUUUUUUACAAAGAGUCAUAGAUUUAGAGGAAGCCGAUAAAGAAACGAUGCACUUGUUAGUUUUUCUUUUACUACAAUUUCUUUCAAGAUCAGAUCAAGCAUAUCCAGCGGAAGAAAAAAAUUUAGCGAAGAUUCAGGGGAUCGUCCUUAGACACUUAUAUUUACUACUUGGUUACAGUCAGAAUGAUAGGGGUUUAUAUUUGCCACCACAACGACUAAGGUCGUCGCCGGCAUUUAGUGUGUUUUUGUCAAAUCUGCCGCAACUGCUCGAUCAAAACAACCUUAUGGGAAGAUUGCUUCUUCCAACGUGCCUAAUUCUUUUGCAAUACGCGCCUUCGCCCUAUUAUAUGUCUAACACUCUCGAUUUUCAACAACCCACGUAUAGUCUGUGGACCUUGGAGCCGCAUUUUAGAAAAAACUGGCUUAUGGCGCUAGUGGUACUACUUUACAAGUACCAGUACAACCAACAACCUCAUUGUAUGCAGUUAACGUCCCUCAUUCGAAUUGUCUUAAAUACCCUGGAUUCGCAGCACCACCACUGUCGAAGAAUCCCUGCAACUAUUAUCAUGGGUGCACCCCCUUCAAGAUCACGUGACGUAAGUCAACCAUCUUUGGGUGCUGAAAACGAACAUGCGGAACGCACCACACCCCCUUUGUCCCCCAUGUUUUCAUCCGACGGUCAAUCCGUUCAAGUUUCUAUUAGUUCUAAAGGUGGAAAAGCUCAAGUUGUAUAUGCAAAACCGUCUUCCACUACUAGUAUGGAAACACAUUGGGAAGAAGCCAUCCAGUGUAUCCAGCCCGAGAAAAUGUGGGAAAAGAACUUGAAAAAAAUUACAGAUUUUAGUAUGGACGCUGACGACACCGAGUCGGAACUUAUAGCAAUACCAGAAAGUGAUAUGUCCGAUAGUACUCUUCAUGGUAGCAUACAAGAUUCUUUUGACGAAGGCAUGGACGACACGUGCUGUCACAUGCAAGGGCGGCAAAUCUGUGGAAUCAUCAGAACUCAGGAACCUUUAGAUAGCGCCGUCAUUAAAUCGCCAAAGGAAGGUUAUAUCAGCCAGUUAGUUAGAACUACUAAUAAAAGACCAACGUGGAUUAUUGGAAGUGAAGAUGAAACAGUAAAGACCUAUGACAAUAAAAAGAUCCAAGAAGGUCCAAAAUCGCCGUGUGAUUUUACUAAAAACUGUACCAAAAUCAAUUCCACCACGUCACUUAACUUGAUCAACGGGUCGCAAUUUGCGAAGGCCAUGAACAACGAUUUUCAUAAACAAAUUGCUUUAAGUUCUGUAGAUACGCAACAUGUUAGUAAACCUACACCUUUAGGGAAACAUAAAAAAGUUAUAGAACCUAGUAUAACCCCUGUGUGUACCCCAGUAUCUGAUUGUGAUGAUUGUUUCAAGAAUAAUCAGUCGAUGUUACCGGCGCCAUCAUUGGAACGUUUGUUACCAAUAGGUGCCAUUCGCCCAACAGGUAAACCAAUUACGUUACCCGAGUGGUUGCUAGACGCUCCGCCUUCCUCUCGCCAGGCUAAGUGGGAGAGAGUGGGCGGGGCUAAAACCGCACAAUCCGAAUCGUCGAUUUUGCGUAUAUUCAUUUUAGAAUCGUCCCGAGAAACCAUGCUGUCGCCUACACUUGAAUCCCAGUUGGAAAUUCCUAGCCAAGAAAGACUCUUGCCGAUAGGCCAACACACUAAAGACAUUUCACAGCUGGUGGAUAAAGUGCGUCAAGCUCUUGGGAUUAACGCUCAGUUAAGUAAGCUCGAAAUUAAAAAACCGGAAAAAAUAUACAAUACUAAAGAAGAGACCGUGCAGUCGCACAGUCCAAGAAGACUAAUAAAGCAAGUGGCCUUAGAAAGUCCCCCGAAUCAAGGUGAUAUCGAUGACAACGGGCACUUUUUCAAAACAAUCAAAGUUGAUAAUCAGCGGGAAGCAAUAAUUAAUCAAAGACAACGCAUGCGCAAGGUGGGUCCAUUUACGAUGGGUUCAUAUUCAGUCCACGAUCCUCGCCGGCCUGGUGCUUGGUUCAGCCCCCAGUUAUCUCCAAAACUGGAGGGAAGUGAUAUGAAGCAAAGCUCGUUUCGAAUUGGCGAUGAAUGUGUGACUGAAAGGUGCUCAGAAUGUGGAACCGUGAAAGAAGAAUACAGCGAUGAAGAAAUUGGGCUCUGUAUUGUCACUCUGGGGACAUUCAUUCAUAGGGAACCAGCGCUAGCUGCACCCUUACUUCCAGAUAUAUUAAGUAUCGUAGCAAAGGUAGCAACGAAUGCCAUGUAUCCGUGGCAAAGUGAAAGUAAUAUUCAUCUCCCAGGAGGUGCCAUUAGCGUGGCCCACCAGUUUUUACGUUGUGUUUUACAUCAACUGGCUCCAAAUGGUAUUUUCACACAAAUGUUUCAAACAAACGCGUCAGAAACUGUGCGAGUGCAAUUUUUCAAAAGUGUGAUCCAGGCUCUAAUAGAUUUUAACGAACUGAACCCUGUAGCACCUUUACAAUUAUUGUUAGAGACUCUAAAUUCUAAAAAGACGUUACCCGUUGAAACGCUGCCUACAAUACUUCAGAAUAUGGCGUGUUAUUUAAACUGUUUGCCUUUGGAAGCAGCCCUGGGUCCAAGUACGCCGCUAUGGAGCACAGUUUUACAACAACUUGAAAAUCUCUUCAGGCGGAUGUUAUUUUUGUUAAGUACAAUAGACGAUAUUAUGCCUCUGUUAAAAAUAAUGGUCUCAGUUUUUAAAAUACCUUUAAUAUCACAGUUCAAGGGGAUUUUAGAACCGUUUUCAAAAGUACUGGGUCACGCUAUCCAAACUAAUAUAUUAAAAUAUAGUUGCUUAAUUGAAAUUUGCUAUUUGUGUAAUAGAGCCUUUACAAAAGAAAGAGAUAAACUAAUUUUAAGUAGAAUGGUAGUAUUUGAACUAGUGCAAGCCUUAAAAUUUAAGACAACAAUCCCGGAUUCAAAUUUGCUUAUGUUAAUUAAUUUAAUUUUACAAGAUGUGGGUGGGUCAAUACCUACAAAUGUAGUAAUCAAGGACUGUCCCUCAUUAUCGAUGGAAUACGGCCCCACAGUCACUACAGGCAUAUCAGAAUGCAUGAAAAUGCAUCUCGGAGACAUUUUAGAAUUUUUAACAGAUUUUCAUACCAUUUCUAAAAUGAAAAGUUACUGCAAAGGUAUCAAUGUGGGCCUAAAUGAAGAUACUUUAGGUGGUAUUAUAAAAUGUAGUGUUGCUCAAUAUUUAGCCCUUGAAAUUACGAAGGGUAAUGGUCGUGACAAUAGAGCUGUUGUUCGAUAUUUUCCCUGGCUUUACAAUGCUUCAGUGUCACAACAAUCUCCUAGGGAAUUUAUAGAAUGCAUAGGCCAUAUUAGACUGCUAUCUUGGCUACUUUUGGGAUCUUUGACUUACACAGCUUUACAUGGAAAUCAAGGUCCGAAUAAUAGUCAACCUAUACCACAAGAAGCGUCUUGUCAGAUCGCUGACCAUAUUCAAACAAUAAUGGCAGGAUUUGCUGAACAGCCUAAAACGUCCGUCCUACAUAUGUCUUCCCUAUUUCACACUUUCAUUUUAUGUCAGCUAUGGACUGUUUACUUAGAGCAAAGCCUACACACUAACUUGCCUAUAACGGACGCCUACAAUGUUACCAUGAAUAUACUUUUUGAAUUCUGGGGUAAAGUAACGCCGUGUAUACUGCAGCUAAUCCAACAAUCGAAAAUGCUGAGCGAAAUAGUAAGUCUACAUUUUCUAAGUAUGUUAGAAACCCUUUUAGAAUGUCACUCCACAUUCGUUGCAAAAUUACUGCCUCUAUGGACACCGGUGCUUUGUUCAAAUCACAUACAACUUCCUGGGCAUCUACAAGUGCGUUUACAAAAUUGUCGGAAUUGCCCGCCCACCAUCCACUUAGAAACCCUACCCGAUAAAAUAAAAAUGAACUUACAUAAUCCCGUAUUACUGAAAUGGUUACAAAGGUUACAAUUCAAAAUGGGCCAAAUCGAACUGCAAUCAUCAACAGCAACACAAUUCUACUCCUUGUAAUCCAAGUUUAGCAAUUUGUUAAAACAGUUGAUAAAUUUAUUUAAACAUGUCAAAACUCAUUUAUACAUGACUCGUUGUAAUAAAUUAAAAAUAACAAAUGAA